CACCAAGGGAAACGGCCGCUAUCCCGGGUAUACAUCAACGGCUAGCCUACGAAGCACACUCGAAAUUCGGGCUCUCGCAAGAUCCCAGGACGCGAUGAGCCUCAAGCGUAUAUAAUUGGCAUCUGUUCGUCAAAGGAUGCUCAGUCUCGCAACAACAUCCCUUCUACCUUUACCUAGUUCACCAUGUCCUCUCAAUCAUCAGCAAACACCAAGGAGUACGCCGGUCAUUGCCACUGCAAGAAGUUCAGCUAUACGUUCCCGUAUGCCCAAUUCGAAAACGGCGAACAAAACGCCCUCAGCUGCAACUGCUCCAUCUGCACGGCGAAGGGGUUGCUACUCCUGUAAGCCUUCAAGCAGUUUCCUAGCGGGCGUCGAGAAUGACCUGUUUGUCUUUCAGUCGAAUCCAGGAGAAGGACUUCAAGUUCACGUCCGGAAAGCUGGAAGAGCUCACCCGCUACACGUGGAAUACAGGCAAAUAUAGCCAUCACUUCUGCCCUGUAUGUGGGACAGAAGUCGCCGUGACGCACGACGACCUUGUCGUCGUCAACUUGCGCACAGUGGAGGGUGUUGACUUGACCAAGUUGAAGCUGCAGUACUUUGAUGGUGCUAACCUCCUGUAAUACAGCGAGGGGAACGUCGGCAGAUGAUCUGUGAUUUUCCUGCUCGGAAGGAUACGAUCAUGAUUACUUACCGGACAGGAUGUUCAUGUAUUUCAUGGUUCUUGCGCGCUCGAAAUCACUGUUAUAAUUGGUUUCUGGC
Messenger RNA from Phanerochaete carnosa HHB-10118-sp, 759 nucleotides. RefSeq lists its product as uncharacterized. The coding region runs from base 378 to 620 and encodes 80 amino acids. The transcript has a single exon. Lineage: Eukaryota; Fungi; Basidiomycota; Agaricomycetes; Polyporales; Phanerochaetaceae. The record is from RefSeq and is a predicted model, not a curated record. Gene Ontology annotation, molecular function: carbon-sulfur lyase activity.